Molecule: messenger RNA, 2271 nt
Organism: Canariomyces notabilis
Lineage: Eukaryota; Fungi; Ascomycota; Sordariomycetes; Sordariales; Chaetomiaceae
Product: patatin-domain-containing protein
Exons: 2
Coding region: 1-2271 (756 amino acids)
Biological process (GO): lipid metabolic process
Molecular function (GO): triacylglycerol lipase activity
Source: RefSeq, a predicted model, not a curated record
AUGGCCGACUUUUUCCUCCGCACACCCCGUAUCAUCCAAGCCAGCGAGCCGGACUCCUGGCUGGGCACGGUCCCUAAACGUCAGCCAGUGAAACAUAGGAGAAAACGGAGAAGCCAACAACGCGCCCCAUUCCAUCUGUUCAAGCUAAUCCGCGAGGCCAACAACCUCAUCUUAUCCUGGCGAGAUGGCCUUACCGAAUCGCAGCGGGAGGCCAGGAGGAAGGCCGAGGAGCAGAUGCAGAUCCUGGCCGCUCGCAUGCAGAAUGCCACCACCUUUGAAGAGUGGCAAGCAGCUGCUGAGCAGCUUGAUCAGCUUGAAGGUAAUGACAAGUGGAAGCUUGACGACCAAAGCGGCGAUUAUCACCCGGAAGUGAUCCGAGCGAGCCUGGAGGAGCUUGACAACGCCCGGACAAAUUGCGACAUCCACGCCAUGAUGUAUCUGAUCAGGACCUCGUUAUCUCGUGACCUCGGGGGAAUGGGGAGCAUGGACCUCUAUCGGCAUUCCUACAUUGGGACUAAGAAGCUGGUGGAGCGGUAUGUCAAGUCGGCCAUCCAAACCAUCGAGUCAGUAGUCGAGAAAAGCGCCUACUCCACGCAGUAUGGCCUGGAACCAAAGGAUCUGCUCGAGGGUAUGCUUUAUGCCCGACAAAGCUUCGGACGGAGCGCUUUACUCUUGAGCGGCGGCGCGACUUUUGGCAUGUCGCAUAUCGGUGUGCUCAAAACGUUGUAUGAGCAGAAGCUCCUUCCGCGCAUCAUCUCCGGUGCAUCCGCUGGUUCCAUAGUCUGCUCUGUGGUGUGUACCAGAACAGACGAAGAACUUCCGGGCUUGGUUGAAGCGUUCCCGUUUGGGGAUCUCGGUGUCUUUCAGGGCGAUGAAGAUCACAUAUUUGACCACAUUCGCCGCCUCCUCACCGAAGGAAGUUGGGCUAACAUUGACAACUUGACGAGGGUGAUGCGAGUCUGGCUUGGCGACCUGACCUUUCAAGAGGCUUAUAACCGGACCCGAAGGAUCUGCAACAUUUGCGUGUCGUCAGCUUCGCUCUACGAUCUUCCGCGGCUGCUCAACUACAUCACGGCGCCUAACGUCCUGAUCUGGUCAGCCGUUGCCGCCUCUUGCUCCGUCCCACUCGUCUUUCAGGGCACUCAUUUGCUUGUAAAGGAUCCGGCUACUGGGGCCCAUCUACCGUGGAAUCCCACCCCACAGCGCCUGAUUGACGGAUCCGUGGACAAUGACCUCCCCAUGACUCGUCUAGCCGAGAUGUUUAACGUCAACCACUUCAUUGUCUCGCAAGUUAACCCACAUGUCGUCCCCUUCCUGGCAAAGGAUGAUCGGCUUUAUCCUGCGACCACUCCCGGCAGAUUGCGGCAGGAAAAGGGGUCUCAGGACAGCGGGGAGUGGUUCUACACUCUCACAGCUCUCGCGAAGGAUGAGGCGAUGCACCGACUACACUUCUUAUCCGAACUCGGCAUCUUCCCUAACCUGUUCUCCAAGCUGCGCUGCGUCCUGAGCCAGCGGUAUUCCGGUGACAUAACGAUCCUCCCCGAGAUCCCACUUAACGAUCUUCCACUGAUCCUGAAGAACCCGACGCCUGAGUUCAUGCUUCGGAAUUGCAUGAUUGGCGAAAGAGCAACCUGGCCCAAGCUUAGCCGCAUCCGUGACAGGCUCGGCAUUGAGCUUGCCUUGGAUCAGGCAGUGCACCAUCUGCGAGCUCGCGUCAUCUUCAACCAAAGUCAGCUCGACCUUCGCAGACUGCAGGAUAUGAGCGGAAGCCUCGGAAAGACAGGGUACGCCGAGGGUGGCGAGAUAGGCCGCGGACAGCCCCCAUCUUCAGGAGACGCAUCCCCAGAGCGACGCUCGUACGGGCGGCGUAGAGGCUCCGGAAGCAGUAUACAACUGCUAGCAGCCAGACACAAGAAUCCCUUCCAGGGAACCGAGGAUGGGGAGGAAUACUUGUCCGGGGAGGACGAGCAGUUGGAACUGAAGUUUCGGCCUGGGUCAAAAGCCUCCCGUCGUGGGAACUGGCCCGGAAUUACCAAGCCGCGACUCAAGCGUUGCAGCAAAAGUCAUGGGCACAUGCGCGCUGGGCUGCCCUCCGAGAGGUAUCUCAAGAAUGAGGUUGACGUGCCCGUCUUUGAAAUCACGGGGCCUCAAGCGUCACGAAUGAAGAGUAAAGACGCUGGCGGUGAGGCAGUGGCUGAAACCUCUGUCUUGAGUCCCGCUCCUGUAGCAGAGGACAAAGCGGAAUCUCUGCCAUCGGGACGGGCCAAGUGA